AUGUCCGUUUCCACAGCUAUUUCAGAGAAUGCUUGUUUAUUUAUUUACUUUGCUAGAGAAAGGUAUUUCAAUCCAGUUCUACAUAAUUUCAUUCCAGCGUCGGAAAAGGACUUGGAACUGGAACCCAGGCCACCCGUGACCGUAAAAAAGACACGUCUUGAAGACGUCUUUGAUGUCCAUGAAGAAGUCGGAAAGGGAAAGUUUGGUGUGGUAAAGAAAGUAACAGAGCGCUCCUCCAAGAAGGUGUUUGCUGCCAAGUACAUCCGGCUCGGCUCCAGUGGCAGCGGUUCUUCGCGAGAAGAUAUCAUGCGCGAAAUCAACAUCAUGAACCAGCUACACCACAAGAGGCUUGUGGGAUUGGUCGAUGCAUUCGACAUGUCCAGGAACAUUGUUAUGAUCAUGGAGUUUGUGUCAGGGGGAGAGUUAUUUGAACGUGUUGCGGAUGCCGAUUGCUUGACGGAAAAGGAAGCUUCUUUUUACAUGUACCAACUGCUUCAGGGCCUUCAGUACAUGCACAUGAAGAACAUUGUACAUCUUGAUCUUAAGGUAAAUAAAACCUUUCAUAAAGCUGAUCAUAAAAAGUUCUGUUUCUCCCCGUCGACAAUUUGUCGUGUCCUAAUUAAAGUGUAAUUAAGGGCAAGAUGUAUAACUAUUGAAAUCAGUAAUGAAAAAUAACACCUUUGUUUAAUAAAUUAUAACUAACCUUGUCAAAGCUCUAACCCCGAUACCCUGGGUACCAGAGGCUUUUCAUGCGCGGUUUCCAGUUAUGACCAAAUCUUUAUUUUCCACUUUAGAAACGAGAAAAAAAAACUGUCAUCUUGUAGGGGCUUAUGGGACCGUUACUGGGGACAAAGACAAGACGUCUUCUUGUUCCCAUGAAGACUGUGAGAUGAGACUUGCCCCAGAUUCCUUUUCGUUUCUUAAGUGGCGAAUUGUGACUCAUUCGAAUAGUUUUCUCUCACGACUUUGCGACUCGUAAUGUCUGUCUUCGGCCGACACGAAACAUCGAGGAAAAAAACUUCUGGACCCAUGGUAGAACCCGGACUUCUCGCAGUCUCAGGGGUGGUGUGGAGUAGGAAGGAAAGAGACAGCCCAAAAAGAGCAUUGGCUUACCUUUACCUGAAACAGUGAUAGCUAGUCUGACCGGGUCACGGGAGAGAUCGGCAUAUAA
This is a messenger RNA of Orbicella faveolata, 1171 nucleotides long. RefSeq lists its product as uncharacterized. The record is from RefSeq and is a predicted model, not a curated record. Lineage: Eukaryota; Metazoa; Cnidaria; Anthozoa; Scleractinia; Merulinidae.